Cavia porcellus (domestic guinea pig) is the source of this 6443-nucleotide messenger RNA. It is a transcript of the gene Slc35b4, whose product is annotated as solute carrier family 35 member B4. The coding region runs from base 252 to 1307 and encodes 351 amino acids. Gene Ontology annotation, molecular function: UDP-N-acetylglucosamine transmembrane transporter activity; UDP-xylose transmembrane transporter activity. The record is from RefSeq and is a predicted model, not a curated record. The transcript has 11 exons. Gene Ontology annotation, cellular component: Golgi membrane; endoplasmic reticulum membrane. Lineage: Eukaryota; Metazoa; Chordata; Mammalia; Rodentia; Caviidae. Gene Ontology annotation, biological process: transmembrane transport.
UGAGCGCGCAGCAUGCUGGGAUGUGUAGUUCAUCUGCGACUGGGACGCCCCCUCGGAUGAAUGGGGCCUCGUUUGACUGGGAACUACAGUUCCUUCGUUGGUGGCGUCCGUGGCAGCCGUAGAAGGGACAACCGCGGUCCUACGAGAGAGAGCGCUGCGGAACGGUGGCGAUGUGCUGCCCGGGCUUCCUGGGGUAGCGGUAUAAGCGGGUGCUUCCCUUGCACGCUCGCUCCUCUUCCCCUGCACCCGCCAUGCGCGCGGCGUUUGCGGUGGGCCUGGUGUUCGCAGGCUGCUGCAGUAACGUGAUCUUCCUAGAGCUGCUGGCCCGGAAGCAUCCAGGAUGUGGGAACAUCGUGACAUUUGCACAAUUUUUAUUUAUUGCUGUGGAAGGCUUUCUUUUUGAAGCUGAUUUGGGAAGGAAGCCACCAGCUAUCCCAAUAAGGUACUACGCGAUAAUGGUAACCAUGUUCUUCACUGUCAGCGUGGUGAACAACUAUGCACUGAAUCUUAACAUUGCCAUGCCCCUGCAUAUGAUAUUUAGAUCCGGCUCUCUAAUUGCCAACAUGAUUCUAGGAAUUAUCAUUUUGAAGAAAAGAUACAAUAUGUUGAAAUAUCUCUCGAUUGCCCUGGUAUCCGUAGGCAUAUUUAUUUGCACCUUCAUGUCAGCAAAGCAGGUGACUUCCCAGUCCAGCGUGAGUGAGAAUGAUGGAUUCCAGGCAUUCGCAUGGUGGUUACUAGGCAUUGGGGCACUGACUUUUGCUCUUCUGAUGUCAGCAAGGAUGGGUAUAUUCCAGGAGACUCUCUACAAACAAUUUGGGAAGCACUCCAAGGAGGCUUUAUUUUAUAAUCAUGCCCUUCCACUUCCUGGCUUUAUCUUCUUGGCCUCUGAUAUUUAUGACCAUGCAGUUCUCUUCAGUAAGUCCGCCGUGGAAGGCAGAGCCGUUCACAAGUCCAAGCUGCCUGGGCACCAAGCAGCAUUGAAGCAGUGUGUUAACAGAACUAUAUCAACUUCCAGUCAUCGACGUGACAGUGCCCAUCAUGUGGCUUUACCUGCUCAUGAAUGUUAUCACUCAGUAUGUGUGCAUCCGGGGUGUGUUCAUCCUCACGACAGAAUGUGCCUCCCUCACUGUCACGCUUGUUGUGACUCUACGCAAGUUUGUGAGCCUCAUCUUUUCCAUCUUAUAUUUCCAGAACCCUUUCACUCUGUGGCACUGGUUGGGUACUUUGUUUGUCUUCAUUGGGACCUUAAUGUACACAGAGGUGUGGAACAACAUAGGGACCGCAAGAAGUCAGCCACAGAAGGAUGACAAGAAGAACUGAGGUCUGCUGGGACCCGACAAAUCGGGUUGUGUGAGUGGGGUCUCUAGCAAAGGUCUGGCCAUUUCACUCUGGGUAAUGCCAAAUUACCCCCAGUAUUGAACUAAACCUGCCCCAGAGAACGCUCAGAAGGAGAAGACCUCUCCAUUUUCCAUGGCUGUCUGGACUAUGUUUGUAGACUCCAAAUAGAUAUCCCUCAGCCCUAAAAUAGAAAAAAGGAAUAGUUCUGUACCUUUGAGCAGCUCAUUGAUUUGCUGUUUUGUUUACCAGAAUGUUCAGAACUAUACUUGUUUGUUGAAUUCCAGGACCCAGAGCUACUGGUUUUGUAUCUGUGGUCUCAGACAAGACCAUGCCUUUGUUGCUGUUCUGAUGCUUCUCUGCCAUGUCAGUUAUUAUCAUCCUGUGGCUGUGUCCUUUUUCCCCCUCUGUCAUCCCUCCAUACCUCAGCAGCUCUUUGCAAUCCAUCAGAUGCUCCAGGUCCCAUCAUCCACUGAAAAAUGGAGUGGUGAGUGAAUGGAGACCCCAGAAACAUCAGGGCUGGACUUCCUCCAGCAUUUGGAAAAGAAGCAGUUGUCCCCAUGAGCUGAGCCCUCAUGACAGUGGAGUAGCCUGGUGGACCCCUCUUUCUCAUAUUAUUUUUACCCCCCUCCCCAACAAAAAUCAGAGGCUUUUCCCAUCUGUUGAUCUCUGUGCUUACAACAAUUCUGUAGCAUCUCAUGGAAUAAUGUUAGUAUGAGAGAAAGGUUACACAUGGAUUGGAAGAAGGAGACUUUUUCCUCAGUCUUGCUUAUGAAUCCCACUAGCCUGUCACUAAGAUGAGGACAGCAGCUGGCCCUGCUCACUCCCCUGAUAGCCACAGCUUCUCCUGUAGGCCCAGCCAGAGUGGGAGGGUAAGACUGUGCAAGGCUUCAGAGCCGGGAAAAUGAGCUCUGCCUGGUGCUUAUGACAGUCACCACCAGCCAGGUGAACAGCCAAAGGUGGGUAGGAGGCGUGGGUAUGAGGUCUAUAUCAGGUCAGAUCACAAAUACAGUUGAAAGUUAUGCUCUUUAUUUUUCCUCUAAGGUAUCUUUAUUGUUCAUGUUGGAUACUUGGAAAAGAGUUGUAUGUACUUUAUUAUAUCAAGAAACAUGCCUCUCUUUUAAUAACCAUUUCUUGGGUCCGUUUUUCUUCUGAAGGGAUUAUGGCGAGAAAGAUGAAUGACGUCACUAAGGUGCACAGAAUGUAUAGUUUGUGUGCAAAUGAAAAGCAUGUAAAUUGGUGUCUUUUAUUUGCUCCGUCUGUAUUUAGCUCCAGUCCUUCAUUGAGUCAAUGAAUGCGUCUCUUUUUCCUAUAGACAAAGGCCUUUCACUUACUGCUGGGUGUGAACUGCACUCUGAAAUUGAGAUGUGGCUCUCUCUGGGUUGCCCAGGCUUGCUCCUGGCUGUCUGUUUCACUGGCUGCACAGUCUCUGAUAGGUCUGAGCAAGGCACUGAGGAGAAAUAUCCUUAAUCCCUGGACUACUUGGGGAAAACAUUCAAGCUGUCUCACUUCUUUUGUUACAUAAAAUAUGGAUGCUAUUUCCCCAGCUAAAUCCCUAGGUUUGCAAACUGACCUGUUACUCUGGACAGUGACACCUUCCAGGUAAUGGUCUGUUCUCAGAGAUACUGAAUUAGAUGGGAACCCAUUCACAAACUCAAAAGCUACUUGCUUUGAAAGAUGUGAAGUUCUUUGGAUUGAUGGAGCCAUAAAUAUCAAAUGGUAACUGUCCUCUUAAAAAAGAAAACAAUGAAAGCUACUUCUUUUUUCUUGCUGCUUAAUAGAAGAAUCUGUCCCUUGGGGCUAUUUGAUUGCUGCAGCUCUGGGUCUCUGGUAACCCUUGGUGGGAUACGCCCUUACCUAAUAGCACCACCCUGUUUAUGCUGAUGGGAAUACUACAAUUUAUACUUAUUGGAGAAGGGCUAACAUACAGUCAGUAUUUAACGAGGCCUAUCAGAUUCUGGUUUUAGGCCAGGUUCCUCUCAGAGUGAAUAUCUUUCCCAGUCUUGUUGGUACAGGCUGUGUAUGGAGAGGUAAUAUAUUAGAGCACUCGUAUAACAAAAUGAGCAGCCAUAGGAGCACAAUACUUGAAAUACUGUGAGUUGUUUUUAUCACUCGUUGGUGCAUGUGAGAAAGUAUGUUCAAUGGACACCAUUGAAUACUUUUUAAACUACUCUUUAAAAAUAUUUAUUCCCCUUAGUUGACUGAUUUUUCAAUUCAGGUUGAAUGUUUUUCCAACCUUUAUUUUUAAAAAGGGCACAUAAACUCUUUGAUAGAGGAUCCCACUCAUACCUAAAUGGAGGAAAACUAGUAAUUGCUUUUCCUCUUUCUUUGGGUCAACAUCAUGGAUUUUGUGCUUCAGAGAUACAGAGCAUGUGGUUUGUUUAUAAAGAAUUUAAUAUUUAAGUCAUCUACAGUUCUACCCUAAAGCAUAAUUCAGAUAGCAAAGCACGCUAGCAGAAAAUCGUGUGCACCUGUGUGUCUACUUAACAGCGUGGCUGCUAUUGUAGAUAAGGGAGGAAAAAUGGUGAAAGUUUGAAUUAUAUAAAUUUAAUAUCUAGAUAGUCUUUAGGAAAAUUGUAUUGUCACAUUAUAACACUUUUUUCAUUGUUAUCAGUAAUUUAGUUUUUAUUUAAUUCAGUGCUUUAAAAAAAAUUCUGAGCUUGGGGCUGGGGAUUUAGCUCAGCGGCAAAAGCACCUGCCUUGCAAGCAGGCGGUCGUGAGUUCGAUCCCCGGUACCGGUAAAAAAAAAAAAAAUUCUGAGCUAAAGAUAGAACCCAGGAUCUCACAGAUGUUUUUCAUUAUUUGUUUCAGCCAAGUAAAACUACCAUUAAUGCACUUGGAGAGUUUAUGUCAGAUACUAUUUAGACACCAUCCAAAUACUCAGUGGUUUUGUUGUUUUCUUUUUGCUUCUUCCUUCUCAGAGACGAGGAAAAUGAAAUGCUGUAGUACUUGAAUUUGGUCAGUACUAGAAACGGAGGAAAACCAUGACAGCUGAGUUAUCUUGUGCCCUCCAUAACCCACCUCUCUGUUCAGGGAACAGUAUGUGAUAUUUCUAAAAGAUUCUAAAAGUAGGGUUUCCUGAGCAUCGUCCACCGCCCCCUUUCUCCCACUUCCGCUCUCCUCACUGCAGCCUCCACUCGUGUGAUGUCUUUUACAGACGAUACCUAUCACUUCAUGUUUUUAUGUCUUUAUUCCUUGGGACCACUGGAUGGUUUUGUGGAUUUUUCAGGGUAUUUAUAUCUGUGCAGCAUGUAUUUUACUAUAUAUUUUUUAUAAGCAUUGAUAUUAAGGGUGUGAAUCUGUAUGGGUGAGUCUGACAGAGUUCAUCAAUAUAUGCAUAGACGAAUGUGAACAUGAAGGGUUGGUAUGGAAAGGUUGGUGUGUUUUGUUAUGUUCAGAGGAGUGGGGAAUAUUAAUUUUCUUAUGUGGAGCUUUUUACUCCAACUUUAUUGGCUUCACUCAGCACUGCCAGGUAACCAAUAGAGAGAGGAAGCACAAAACAUUAGGAGUACUUCUGAGUCAGUAACUUAGCUCUGGGUACUGAAUAUGUUCAUCAGCAGAACAGGUGACUUGGGUAUACAAACUAAUGGAGAAAUGUCAUAGAGAUCUGAAACCAAGAUCCAAUAUUUGUUGUACUUUGUCCUCUCUUUGUCUUAGAAUAAAUAAAAUUAUGAGUAAUUCUGCCCUUGUUAGAUAACCAAACCAUUUUGAUCAGGGCAGCUUUCUUCUGAAAAACGUGGCUGAAUUUUGUCAGUGGCAGUUCAUGCUUAGAUCAAAAGAACUGUUGAUGCAGAUAUAACCAAUUCACUGAUGUAUUACUGUUGGUUGGUGUAACAUUUGAGAAAACCUAUAAUCCAUAUUUGUAAAUAAAGAACUAGUCCUCAGCCUUGGAAUAUAUUCAGUGAGCCCAGAGUCUAGCCUCUCAGCUAGGUAGUAUGUUCUCUCUUUCCAGAAGCUUCCUUGCUGUAGACAUUCCAGGGAUGGGAAUCAUAUCCAAUUCAUUUCUGUAUCACUGGCCCCCGCACAGUGGCUGACCUGUGUUACAAGAAUAAAUGAAUGCUUGCCGUGAAUAAAUGAACUCGCCCUCAAGUUUCUGAGAAACCUUUUAAUGGUUCCUAAUACACUUACUCAUUCCUCAACACCUGGUUAGCAAGAAAGCUUGUAAGGAGAAACACUCCAGAGGUUCCAGGCAAGAGAAGGGGCGGAGGAAUGUUGAUAGAUCAGAACAGUAUGCAACACGCUACCCAACUUUUUGUUCCCUUGAUUGCCUGAUGGUAGGAGGGAAGAUUAUAUAAUUAGCAGCUUACCUGUCUGGUCCCCAGGAAGAAAGGAUAAAGAGAUUGGAGAGAGUCAGAGUAUUAGAGAUUCCUAAGAGAUUUUGAAAUGGCUACCUAAAGUGAGCAGCAGCCCUGCCCUCACAUGCCCACAGCUGGUGGUGGUAAUGUGUAUUGGCAGCUGCCUGGGGAGCAUCCCAUAUUUGUCAGUAUCAACCUGACCACCUCCCCUGAGCUUUACAUAUUAAGUCACUGCUUGCUACUCAUCUUACCCAAAGGUGAGCUGCAGGGGAUCCAGAGAUAGGCGAGAAAAGAGCACUCAUACUCCCUUAGAAGAAAUAAGGCCCAUACUUAAGAAAAAGUAGUGAUUUCUUUGGCAUAUUGAAUUUAUUUAUGUCUUUUGAGAUGUAAAGAAGACUUCUGUUAACCAAAAUGAUGGUUAUUCCCCCUAAAAACGUCUUUGUGUCACUUACAAUUGCUAGUCAUUUCUGUGCAGUUGUUUUUCUUCUGGAAAGUGGCCUCGUCCUUCAAAAAAAGGUGAUUUUAUAAAUGCAGUUUCCUAACAAAUUAUGGGUAGUGGGGGUGGGGGGGGUAGUGGGGAUUUUAUCUAUUCAGUCUCUGAGCUCUUCGUUGAGUGUUACAUUUUAAGAACAAGGAUCGGGGGAGGAAUGGAGGUAUCAGCCGAAUAUGUAGAACAGCCAAAAGACAUUAUUGAGUAUUCAGACUUGAGCUGUGUAAAUAUCUAACAUCGGCUUCCAGCCUUAUGAGUUAUUUGAACAGAGAGUUAAGAAGAAAAUGGAGAUUUUUAUGAAUAAAAUGUUUUGCCAAACUAAA